Molecule: messenger RNA, 6413 nt
Organism: Centropristis striata (black sea bass)
Lineage: Eukaryota; Metazoa; Chordata; Actinopteri; Perciformes; Serranidae
Gene: dnajc6
Product: DnaJ (Hsp40) homolog, subfamily C, member 6
Exons: 18
Coding region: 149-3061 (970 amino acids)
Biological process (GO): synaptic vesicle uncoating; dephosphorylation; clathrin-dependent endocytosis
Cellular component (GO): cytosol; vesicle; postsynaptic density
Molecular function (GO): clathrin binding; phosphatidylinositol-3,4,5-trisphosphate 3-phosphatase activity
Source: RefSeq, a predicted model, not a curated record
GACUGGCCGUCCUCUCUCCUCCCCGGACAUGUGGUGCACCCAGCAGCAGCAGCAGUAGCGGCGGUGGCGGCGACGGCGCGGCGUAGCCUACUACGUCUUUGGAGCUUCUUUUGUCUUUAAUUUUUAUAUCUUUUUGUGUGCUUCUGUAAUGAGCUUGCUGGGGGCCUACAAGAAAAAGACCAGUUACGAUGGCUAUGAAUCUUUGCAGUUGGUUGAUAGCGGCGGAGAUAGCUUCAGCGUCGGCAGAGGGAGCAGCAGCGGCGGCGGCGGAGGCGGCGGCGGCACACUCGCAGGCUCCAUAGCGGCCACCCUUGGACCGAAGGCAGGCCCGCUGAGAGAGGAGGACUGCAGCACCAUGGACAGCUCAGAUAUGGACGCCAACUAUGGCGGCGGACUGUUGGAUAUGGUGAAGGGAGGAGCCGGGAAGUUCUUCAGCAACUUCAAGGACAACUUGAAGGACACGCUGAAGGACACGUCCACCAAGGUCAUGCAUCAGGUUGCCACGUACACUAAAGGGGAGCUGGACAUUGCCUACAUCACAUCACGGAUCAUAGUGAUGACCUACCCAGCCGAGUCAGUGCAGAUUGGUUACCAGAAUCACGUAGAGGACAUUCGCUCCUUCCUCGACAGUCGCCAUGCUGACCACUACACUGUCUUUAACCUAUCACAGCGCAACUACCGCGGCGCCAAAUUCUCCAACAGGGUUUCAGAGUGUAACUGGCCUUCUCGCCAGGCUCCCAGCCUCCACAACCUGUUUGCAGUGUGUAAAAACAUGCACAACUGGCUCAAACAGAAUCCCAAGAAUGUGUGUGUCAUCACCUGUUCGGAUGGUCGUGCUCCCUCGGGUGUUUUGGUUUGUGCCAUGUUCUGCUUCUGCCACCUCUUCAACAACCCGGUUCCUGCCAUGCAGCUGCUCAGCGCCAAGAGACCAGGCUCCGGCCUCUGGCCCUCACACCGCAGGUACAUAGGCUAUGUGUGUAGCAUGGUAUCAGAGAAGCCCAGUCUACCCCACACUAAGCCCUUGAUGAUCAAGGGUCUCACUAUGACUCCGGUCCCCUGCUUCAACAAGCAGCGCAGUGGCUGUCGGCCCUUCUGCGACGUCCUCAUUGGAGAGACAAAGAUCUUCACCACUGCACAGGAAUACGAGAGGAUGAGAGAGCACAGGGUCCAAGAGGGUAAGGUAGUUUUCCAUCUGGGUGUAAGUGUGCAAGGAGACGUGGUUGUUUCAGUCUACCACAUGAGGUCGACCAUCGGUGGACGUCUGCAGGCCAAGGUAUCCAACACCCAGAUCUUCCAGAUCCAGUUCCACACUGGCUUCAUUUCUCCGGGUACCACCAUGUUGAAGUUCAACAAACCAGAGCUAGAUGCUUGCGACUCUCCUGAGAAGUAUCCGCAGCUGUUCCAUGUGAUACUGGACGUGGAGGUGGAGGGGAUGGACAAGCAAAAAGACCUGACGCCACCGUGGGAGCAGUUCCCCUGUAAAGACUUGAACCCCAGCGUGCUCUUCUCCUGCCACCAGGAGCAUCAGGAUGCCCUAGCUAUUGCUGAGCCAAGCCGGCCCCAUGGAGGUCCAGACGGUCGGGGUCACGGUGAGGAGAGCGAGCCUUCCGACGAUGAGAUGCUCUCUCUCUCAAGCCAGCAAAGCAACGCCAGUACGGCCCCCCAGCGACCCGACCCCCCUACUCCGAUGCCUGCCGCCCCUGCACCCGCUGCGGAAGUGGAUCUUCUUGGCCUCGAUGGGGACAUCAGCCGUCCUUCAUCUCAGGCCCCCUCUGCUGCAGCUGCAACCACUGACCUCCUAGGGGACUUGUUUGGGGCCUCAGCCCAGCCAGCCAGUGGGGCGUCAUCUGCCCAUUCCACACCACAUAAAGUAGUCCCAAACACUGCCUCGCCGUGUCCCUCUCCUGCACCAACAGCGUUUGAUCCCUUUGGGACGGGUCCCAUGCCUAAGCCUCAGGACAUGAUGGGUUCAUUCCUUGGACCAGGUAAUGUGGGGCAGCCAGACCCCUUCCUGCAUGCUGCUCGCUCUCCAUCACCCACCCUGCAGCCUACAAGCUUGGGCCGGAGUUCCCCUGUCCCGCCCUCGACCCCAACCGUCAACAUUCAGCAGCAAAAUGCAAAAGGAGGAUGGGACUGGAACAGACCCGCUACUACAAGCACAGGAGCAGGCUUUGGUAUGGGCAGUCGAUCAGCAACUACUAGCCCCACAGGCUCGGUCCAUAGCACCCCCACCCACCAAACCAAGCCAAACACCCUGGACCCGUUCGCUGAUUUAGGCAACCUUGGGGGAAGCCUUGGAGGUUCUGGCUUCUCCAGCAAACCUACCACUCCUACUGGAACUGCCCCUUCACAGCCCCCAAUGGGCUCCCCAUCUCGACCUCCUCCGUCUCCCCAGCACGUAGAAGGGUGGCAGUCCCACGCAGGAGGCGGCUUCCCCUCAUGGCAGCCAGGUGCCGGAGGUGGUGCAGCAUGGCAACCCCAAGGACAGAGCCCUGCCCCACAGCCAAAGCCCAGCCCCAGCCACACCCCCAUGCCUCACACAUCGCCCCAGAACCGACCCAAUUACAAUGUCAGCUUCUCUGCAAUGGGAGGGGGCUCGCCGAGCGCAGGGGUCAAAGCACAGCCUAGCAUGGGUACUAAGCCCAAAGCUUCAGAUGCCAACUUCGAUGACCUGCUGUCAGGUCAGGGCUUUGCAGGGACCAAAGAGAAAAAAGGGCCCAGGACUAUUGCAGAGAUGAGGAAGGAGGAGCUGGCCAAAGAGAUGGAUCCUGAGAAAAUAAAGAUUCUGGACUGGAUCGAGGGGAAGGAGCGUAACAUCCGCGCUCUGCUGUCCACCAUGCACACUGUGCUGUGGGAGGGAGAGACGCGCUGGAAGCCUGUGGGCAUGGCUGACCUGGUUACUCCAGAACAGGUCAAGAAGGUCUACCGCAAAGCAGUCCUGGUCGUCCACCCUGAUAAGGCGACAGGACAGCCCUAUGAACAAUAUGCCAAGAUGAUUUUCAUGGAACUAAAUGACGCCUGGUCAGAAUUUGAAAGCCAAGGACAAAAACCCCUCUACUGAACGAAUAUUGCCAGAAUGUGAGCGAGGAUAGGAUGUCCUUCCCGAUUCUGUCAUCUAAUCCUAAAAAUGUGUCACCACCUCUGGUCAACAUACUACAGCCGCACCCUACAACAUCUGCCUUUAUACCUGUGCUUCGACCCGUACUUCUCUUCUCACCGCACACAAACACAGAAUAUUCAGUUGAUCUGCAAAGAUGGCAAAACACCACAGAACUCCAGUGACUAACAGUGUAACUGAACAAAUUACUUCAAGUAGCUCAGACGUACCUACCUACAGUACUGUAUGUGUGUGGUGCAGCUUUGUCCUUCCUUGUUGAGCGUCCUUAGCCCUGAAACCAACCCACCAAUCAAAGCAGUCACCGGGACGUCUAGAAAAACAAAACAAACGUUUCACAGGAGACAGAUCAAAAGAUAGCGGUCAACACACGAGAUAAGAGAAGAACAGAUCAGGGAGUAAACUGAACAAGCAUUUUAACAGACUGCUCUAAAUAAGGCUGGCAGAGCGUUGGAUAGUCUGUAAGGCACAAAUAAGCAUUUAACAGCAAUCAAGUCAUUUACUAUGUAAUCUGUGUCAACACUGGAUCCAUCAUCAGUUCUGUCAUAUCAAAUCUGUAAUUUUUAAUACAAUUUAAUGUUCUUAAAAGUACGGAAAAGGAACAGUGUUAUCUAGUUAUAUAUAUUUGUUUUUACCUACAAAGUUGCUUUCCAUCCAAAACAGGCUGUUUGGAGGUACGGAUCUGAUUUAAAAAGUGUUGUGAAAGUGCAAAAGGAAUGAAAGCAAACUGCUAUUACAGCUUUUGACAGUCACUCUGAUUACAGGUUGGCUUCCAUAUCCAUUAGCCUUAUGUAUUUGGGAUAAUUGAAAAUGAAAAAUGAUGGGACUCUACAAUAAAAACAGGUCAGGCGGCUGCUACAAAUUCAGUUCCUGACUUAAUAUUAAUGUGACAGAUUAACAAAAAGGUGUAUGUACUGUAGGAGAAUGGUUUAUUAUCGGUGUGUCUGAUAUAAUCAAGCUGUGCGUGUUUGGGAAUUGAGGAUUGUAAACUGUAUUUUAGGAUUAGCACAUGUACAGUUCCAAACAUGAAGCACCUUGAGGCCUCAUGGAUACUCAUACAGUAACGUGUAUUUUUGCAGGAGAGCUCUGUGAAUGCACAAACUUUACUCGGUGCAGCUUUGAAGGAAGCCAUUGUUAUUUAUUUAUUAGUUCAUUUUAAUUUUUGUUUUGUUUUUGUUUGUAACAGACCUGCUGCAUUAUUGUGAUUUAAUUGAACUGAACAUGUCGUCAGCUAAUGUAUGUAAAGGACAUGUCCAGCAUAUUUUAGGCCAUUAUAGUUUAACUCAUCGACUGGCUGACAACCGAGCAAAACCAUGGAAUAAUUUGUAAGGCUAUAUGAUAUUUUGUGUGUGUGUGUGUGUGUGUGUGUGUGUGUGUGUAUAACCUUACUAGUUUGUUUUAAACAUUAUUGUCCACAAUGUGGAAAAUUGAAUUAGAAUAUGAAUUACAAGUCAGUACUAAGAAACAGUAAAAACAUCUGGAGAGCUGCAGUCAUAUGUGCAGUAGCCCUGAGAGAAAAGAGAAGAAGAAAGUCUGAUCUAAAUUGUUUUCUCCACAGUCAUAAUCACAGGAAAGUAAAUGGAAAAAACAUGGUGUGAAAACAGGAUUUGCCAGGAGAAAAAAAAGUUUUGCCAGGAUCUUUUUCACAUUUGUAAAAACUAGUGCAAACAUUGUGUUUAGAGUGCAUGAUGAAAUUAAAACUCACCUAGAAAAAAACAUGAAUGCUUUUUCGACCCAUUUAAAACAUGUGGUGGUGGUGUACUCCACCCUCUUGUGGCCGGAAUGAGUAUUACAACAACAAACACUGAAAACAUUUUGUUGCUUUCAUGGAUGAAGAAUUCCUUGGAAAAUGUUCAUGUUCAUGAACUACUCUUCAAUGUUUUUUCACCUGGCAAAACUUUUCAAACCUGUCACAGAUUAUUUUUAAAGAAGAUUAUCCUGGUAUAAACCUGGAUAAAAUUGUUUUUAUUUAGAUCAGCAUUGAAAAUGGAUUUUAAAAAAAUGACUUGCCUUUCAAGGCUUCUUUACAAAUGCAAAGUACAGAAUUUCACAAACAAGACAAAUGUGCACAUUCAGUGAGGGGGGGUGGGGGGCUGUACUAUUGACUAUGUUUUUGAUAAGCUUUUAUAGUCUGCAAUAACUUUUUCCACACUACAAAAAGCUGCACUUCUGUGCUGCUCAUGUAACAUCUCUAUUGAUCAGACAAAAUCCCUACAAUACAAGAGUUGUUGGUUGAUUUUGCAGAGAUGGAAAAUGUUCUCAUGCUGUAAGAUGAUACGUAAACUGUCUGAUGAAUUAAUUAAUUUGCUUUACUGUAUCUCACUUCCUCAUAUCUAAAAAUCCUCAUUACACUCAGAUUCUAAAUGUAUCUGCCGUUAUUACAAGACUUAUCAAAGCACUGAUGUGCUGCAUUAUUACUUUGACUUCGUUUGUUUACAUUUGAGAUAUUUUCCUCAAAGCACUGACACUUUUGUUUCUAAUUAUCAUGCAGCUUCUUGUCUGGAUUUGUGACACAAUUUCCUUAUCAAGUGAGGUACAACACUCAUGGCUGUACAUGUCGCAGGUUUUUAAAAGAACAGAUUUAAAUUCUCCCCAUGUAAUUUCAUUCAUGCUGGUGUGAUUGUUGCUCUGUAUGGCAGAAACUGACAUUGUCUCCUUGUGUAAAAAGUAUUUCAUAGUCCUGAAAUGAAGUCCAUGGGCCAAUGAAAGACAUUCUCAAUUUAAUUUUCCACAAAUAUGAUCCUAUAUUAUCUUCCCACUUAGAGUUCUACUAUAAAACCAUGUAUAGCUUUUUAAAAAAUCUGUUAUCAUUUCAAAAAUGUGUUUUGCCUUCUCAUAUUCAUGAACUAUUCAUCUCUCUCUUUCUCUUUCUCUCUCUCUGUUUUGGAGAUGUAGAUGAAGGAUUAGAUCAUUUUUUGUUUGUCUUUAAGCAAUGUUAACUAUCAUAAUGUUUUUUUUUCCUUUCUUGGACUUCAUUAUUACCCAGGAUUCCCAGUUUGUUGACUGAAUACUGACCAGUGGAAAAAGACUGCUAUAUAAAGUGUUGUUUCUUCAACUGGGUUUGGGACCCAGAAUGGAUCACAUAGCAGGGCAUCUUGGCUGAAAUGGGUCCCUGAACAAGACUCUUGUUCUCAGGCUGAACAUGCUGAACACUGAUCUUGAGGCUACUGCUUUCUUUGGUGACUUUCCGGACACAGGAGGUGUGUAGUAUGUGCUUCUGUGCUCUAUUUACACUGAGGACCUACAUGUGAAAUAACCCUCAUAAAUCUCCCUCGCUGACUGAAUUCUCUAUCUGCAA